CCGUUCCGUGGCGUUUGGUGGCGGUCUGAGCGCGUAGAACUGAGCGCGCCAACAUUUUUGAAUCUUACGAGAGUUGCGAGUCCGAGGCUCCCCUGCUGAUAUCAUCAUCAUCUUCGCGAACAAGUUUCGUGUGAUUGAGAGGAAAAACUUGAAUUUUCCGCGAAUUACUUGGAAUUGUUCUCGAUAGGAAUUGGCUGAGCCGCUGAAUUGGUCGGUGAGGUCAGGUGAGCGGCACGGGACCAGGUGACACGGUGCAGUAACGCCGCUCGUUGUCUUUUUCCAAUAUGCCAUGAACUUAUCUAUUGUUCGGCCAAAGUUUCGAUUGUUUUGCUAUCGCGUCGAAACGUUCUAUUGUGAGCACUAGCUUUUAUCUUAUCUGGAAUCUGGACGAGCUCGUUGUUGGCCUGAAACUAGAGUUAUCAUAUCAGUUGGGCUUUCAGGCAUUCUUGCAAAAGUGAUUUCGGUUCGAGCGGAUGUCGACCUAAGUACGUGGACGGCUUGAAUUCCCAAUAUCUGCCAGCUCCACUUAGUCCAUUUCAGAUACUUUAUCUGGCGCCCACUCAACCCAUAAGAUUCGCAUCGCCGGUAUCCAUGUUUACACCAUCCAUUAUCAUUCCAGGCCUGUUUCGUGUUUGCAUUCACGCGUUCGCGGAAAAAUCCAAUUUCGGUCGUUCUGAAAUCGCAUUACAGAUAUUUGUACAACUUGCUCCCUCGGUUUCGCUCCUUUAGUGUUCCCUCGCGUCCAUUUGCGGCUUCCCGUAUUGAUAACCAUCAUUUGAUUGACAAGUGUGAAAGUAAGCGCCGGGAAGAGGAAGGUCCUGCACAGAUAUCGCAAACGACCCCUGUAAGCCGUGGCAGCAGUGGGUAAUCGAUCAGCUCGGAAGCCGUGCGGUGCCUGGUUCCCUACAGAAAAGAGGAUGUUCAGGUGCUCCCCAUGUGUGCCGCGUCCACAGCCUACCGGUCCGUUUGAUUGCUAAGUGCGGAAGGCUUGAUAGAGCGAUAGAGGAAAGAUAGUGGAAAAGUGAAGGUGAAAAAUCGAGUGCUGGCCCCGAAGUAAUCUGAGUGUUUGUGGGUAGUUCACCAGGAAGUCGGGAAAGUGUAGGUUGCGGAUUUCAGGUGAAAGUUGAGAAGGUGUUUUGGUGGAUUUCGGGGAAGAAACAACAAACGUGUGAUAUUGGAUUCUGAGUGACGAAAGGAGGAAUCAAGGAGAUUUUGUUCAUAAAGGAAAUUUUGAAAGCGAAAUCCACACAAACUCCGAAAACGAUAAAGAUUUAGUCACCACAAAUCGAACACCAACCACUCUUAACUGACUUGUCGAGAUUGGAUAUUGAUUCAACACUAUAAAUCUUCGACGAGCUCACCUUAUCAACUCCUGCAUCUGAACGUGUGAAUCGAAAAGUGCCUAAAAUGUGUAUUAAUUCUACAGAAGUGAAAAUCGUCCUUUCUCUGCUUUUAUAAAGCCGAGAUUUCCUUCAAGUGUGCGAAUCACCAAUAGAUUCAAUAAGUAUCGAUUAGAAAAGUAUCUAGUUAAGUAAGAAAGUCAAUACUUCGUGUUUCAUUUUGUACUUACGUCGUAAAUUAGUCAAAAUUAAAGUCCUAAAGAUGGAUCACGCUGAUUUGAUCGCCGAAAUGCCUACCGUGGAGAAUCUGCCUACACAGGAUCGUCUGCACCUGGCGCGGAUGCGACGGGCACAACAAUUAAAAGUUGCACGACAAAAAGAGAAAGAAUGGCAGAAGCAACAACGUCGUGAGCGAUCUCAGCAACAAUCACAACAUUCCCAAAAAUUACGUCGUCACAUAUCUUUCGAGAACAGUGUCGUUCUUCUGGAAGCAGCCGGGCGCAAUGAUAUCCACGAGGUGGCCAACCUUCUGCAACAAGGUAUGACUCCGGAUGCUUCAAACGAGGAUGGUCUGACAGCCUUGCAUCAGUGUUGCAUCGAUAAUAACAUUGAAAUGCUAAAGCUACUCCUGGACUACGGUGCUAACGUGGAUGCCCAGGAUAGCGACAAAUGGACCCCUUUACAUGCAGCCGCUACCUGCGGUCAUUUGGAAUUAGUGAAAAUUUUAAUCAGUCGCGGUGCUAAUUUGUUAGCGGUCAAUACAGACGGUAAUAUGCCAUACGAUUUAUGUGAUGACGAGGAGACAUUAGAUUACAUCGAAGCCGAAAUGUCGAAACGUGGUGUCACCCAAGAACUAAUCGAUGACACAAGAGCGCUGACGGAAAAACAAAUGCUUAAUGAUUUAAUGGAAUUAGCGAGUAUCGGAGGUGAUUUGGAUGUGCCGGAUCAUCAGGGCGCGACGCCGCUUCACAUAGCAUCGGCGAACGGAUAUACACGAGUGGUGGAGUUCCUUCUAGAGCACCAUGUUAACGUCGACGCCGUGGAUAAGGAUUUAUGGUCACCAGUUCACGCCGCUGCCUGUUGGGGUCAUAUGGAAGUCCUGGAAAUGCUAGCACAAUACGGAGCUGACCUAAAUGCCAAAAAUAAGGAUGACGAGACUCCCUCAGAUAUUUGUGAAGAUCCUGAAAUCCGGGAACGAAUAGAACAAUUACGUACCGAGCAAGAGAGCAAAAGAUUGGCGGAAGCACAAAGGAGGCGUGUACGAAGGUCGCAAAGUAAUAACACCAGAGCACAAUCAGUACGAAGGACAUCACUUAGAGAUAAGACCCUAACUACGAAAAAAGACGCUGUGGAAGAAACAAGACUGCGAUUACAAGCACAAGAGGUAUUCAUUGCACCCGAUAGUACAACGGAAAGCAAAACAGCAUCCACAACACCAACUUCGAAUAGUACGGAGCAAGCAUCACACAAUCAAAUCAAUGGCCAAACAAUUUCCGCAGUUGUUCCUAACAAUAACCAUUCAUCGACUCCCUCAUUGAGUGGUACAACAACCCUCAAUGGCGGCAGUGGCGGCAUUGCAAAUGACGCCAACACAACGGCACCUAAUUCCUUAGUGCAUUCCAGCAGUAACGCUAACAAUAACCCGAGCAACGGAUCCUACAGUUCCAUUUCCACCAACCACAACAAUAAUAAUAACAAUCCCAACCACAAUAAUAACAAUACCGCUGCCCGGCUGAAUGGCGGUAGUGGGGGUGGCGGAAAAGGGGGUAGCGGACAGAAUUCCCUCAUCAGCUAUUCCAAUUCGUAUCCUUCUCAUAUUGAAGCGAAUCUGAACUCGCGGAGACCGCCGGAGGGUAAGGAUAACGAAGAGUUUGCCAUUAGUCGGGAGAAAAUGAUAAUUGGGAGCAACUCAGUGACGAAUUUGCAUAAGAUUUCCAACGAUAGAUCGACGGAGAUAUUCUCAGCCAGUAAGGAAAAUGGGAAGAUUAAUGUGCAAGUUACGGUCCUUGUUGACACUCACAACUUAGAUAGUUCUAUGACCGGUGCAACAUUAGCCAAUUUGAAGAAGCAACGAUCCCAAUCGCGAUCUAGUACACUAUCGGAGAACGGGUCUGUGAUAGCCACAACGGCUGCAACAACAUCACAUCAUAGUCUUAGUCCAAUAGCAACGAUAAAAAAUUCCACAGCUACAACGACGGGAACAUCACUAGCGGGUGGCAAUGUAACAGGAGCCAUCGACCUAGCCGUAGUCCCUACAUCGGUUGCAACCAAUUCAAUAGCAGGACCAGGGAUGACUGCAUCAAGCCUGUCCUCACCCCAAACUGUGACGAAAUUCAGCGGCGUAACCGGGGAUGUAGUUAGUGAUAGCACACGAUCGAAAAAGUGUUGUCUGCUUAUGUAGGUGUUAACCAUUUCGAUUAUUGUUUAUGUUAUUCUGAUUUGUUUUUCAACGAUUUAUAUAAUUUUCCAUUUGUGCUAUUUGUUGCGAAAAUGUUUUUAAAAGUCCCGAGUUUUUGGAGAUGUGAAUGAACUAUUUGUCGUACAUAAAAUCAGCUUUAGGUAUCGUGUAUGCCUUCGUGAUCCUGAAUAUAUCCAUGUGUUCUCCAUUACUUUCGUGUAUUAUUAUAUUAAUAGCGAGAAUAUAUGUGGAAAAAGAA
Molecule: messenger RNA, 3997 nt
Organism: Hermetia illucens (black soldier fly)
Lineage: Eukaryota; Metazoa; Arthropoda; Insecta; Diptera; Stratiomyidae
Product: protein phosphatase 1 regulatory subunit 16A-like
Exons: 11
Coding region: 1603-3741 (712 amino acids)
Cellular component (GO): cytoplasm
Molecular function (GO): enzyme inhibitor activity; phosphatase regulator activity; protein binding
Source: RefSeq, a predicted model, not a curated record